Suillus clintonianus is the source of this 921-nucleotide messenger RNA. RefSeq lists its product as uncharacterized. The record is from RefSeq and is a predicted model, not a curated record. The annotation marks the transcript as partial. The transcript has 5 exons. NCBI's taxonomy places the organism in Eukaryota, Fungi, Basidiomycota, Agaricomycetes, Boletales, Suillaceae.
UUGAUCGUUCUCCAAAAAGUCACUGCGUUGGUAUUGCAUAGUAUUGCUAUACUUUGCACUGUCUUCAGGCUCGUUUACAGAUGGUGGCAGCGUCAAUUCUGGUGGGAAGAUGUAUGGGCGGCAUUGGCACUUAUAUCAGACGUUGUUUGCUUGGCAUGGAUAUGGCUCCAGGACUCAACGGGUUGUGAUGGCCCUCACUUCCGUCCCGUGGUGCGCAUCCUACUUCAUUUAGGUACAUUUCCAACUCACUGGUCCAGGGCUGCGCGUAUGAGCGUUAUUGUCUCCAUUAUCCGAGUCGCCAAUCACUCGGACCGCAAGGUUCACAGACAGAUAACUUAUCUCAUCGCUGUAUCCUUCGCGUGCAUGUGGGCCGUGCUGCUCGCGCAGAAAAUUUGCAAGUGCAUUUUCGACUCGUGCUACAUGGGCAAGUCAGUGGCGCUCUCGCAGCUGAUCACGGAUGUGAUCGCGGAUGUUUCUCUUAUUGCUGCACCGAUGCAGCUGUGGAAAAAUGUAGGAUUACCAAAUAGCAGAAGAAUAUUAGUGUUCUCCGCAUUCGGUGCAUCACUACUGAUCACUGCCGUCACUAUCCCCCACACUAUAAUACUCUUCAAGUACGACACACUAGUCACGCUCAUCUUGGUGCAUGUAAAGGCCGCCCUCAGUCUCGUCAUCUGCAACCUCUUAGUCAUCGUUACCUUCACAUACCGCGUAUGCUCGAAGGAAACGUUUGAUUUCGACCAGUCGCCUGGACUCUUCUCGAGCGUCGUCGUGACACAAGUCCCCUUGAGCGCAAAUGCCAGGACAUCACUUUCCGUGCCGGAGGAGAGACGAUUGUCGAUGGUGCAGAUUGGGACGACAAAGUCGAAGAUGGAAGAUUCAAGGGUACUCUUUACCGAAGAGGGUACUAGCAUUGAAGGAUAG